Molecule: messenger RNA, 2247 nt
Organism: Pogona vitticeps (central bearded dragon)
Lineage: Eukaryota; Metazoa; Chordata; Lepidosauria; Squamata; Agamidae
Source: RefSeq, a predicted model, not a curated record
GAAUGUGGUAGAUUAAUCAACUGUCAAUUGCCAGAUCCAUCGACUAAUGAACGGGAAUUUAAUUGCAGACAAUUUAUUUUGUCCGAAGGGGGUGGCUGACAAAAAAGAAAAGUCACCGAAGGAUAAAAUGAAGUGGAUUGUUAAAGAUCACAAGGAAGAACACAGAGAUUAAGAGAUUCAUUGGGAAUUGAAGUUUUGACAUUUUCAUCUUCUUUCUCUCUUUUUUUGGGGGGGGAGGGGAAGCUUGAUCUGAAGAUGAUGUUUUCAAACUUGAUCAAUCCAGUCACGUCGAGCAGGAUGGAGCUCAAAAACCAGCUUCCAGAGGCGGUGCAGGGUCCGUGCGGACGCGAGCAGAGCUGAAGUUUUCCGCAGAACGCCCCAGGAAUUUAGCCACAUAAUCUGACCUCAGUUGAGAGGAGGGUUUUUUAUCCCUUGUUCUUCCACGCCGGCUGCUUCUGCCAAGCAAUGGGUGCGUUUUCUGGCCUCGUGACGGCCAAAUAUUUUUGCAAAGUGAGGCCCACAACUCUGUGGAUCUGUUAGUCUGAAACCUGACCUCUCUUCGGCGUCCGGUCCGAGUCCUGACCGGCGUGGCCUUGGCAUUGGGCCAGACUUUGGCGUUUUAGAUCCUUCUCGGCAGUCUUGAAAUUCUUCCUCUGGACGCCUCCCCCCCCCCCCCCCAAAGAAAGAGAGAGAGAGCGAAAAGGGCAGGGGAGGACCGCCACCCGCCUCCCCUACCACCAUGCGGUGGUGCUUCUGCUUUCUGUCCGACGACGAGAAGAAGGCCAUCGCCAUCGAUAAAGAAAUUAACCGGCUACUCCAGGAGCAGAAGAAGCGAGACCGGUGGGAGCUGAAGCUUCUUCUUCUGGGGACAGGCGAGAGCGGGAAAAGUACCUUCAUCAAACAGAUGAGGAUUAUCCACGGGGUGGGCUAUGCAGAAGAAGACCGGAAAGGAUUCAGUAAGGUGGUGUACCAGAAUAUCUUCACCUCCAUCCAAGCCAUGAUCAAAGCCAUGGAGACCCUCCGGAUCCCGUACGUCGUGCCCGAAAAUGUGAGAAACGCCCAGCUGCUCAUGGGAGUGGAUGCAUACAAAAUCACAGCCAUGGAAAAGCAUCAUGGCCAGAUGAUCCAAAGCCUCUGGCGUGAUGCCGGGAUUCAAACCUGCUACCGACGGCGGAGAGAAUACCACCUCCUUGAUUCGACUGCCUAUUUCCUGUCCAGUCUGGACCGCAUUGCAGAGGAAGGCUACAUACCCAGCGCUCAGGACAUCCUGAGGACCCGGGUGCCCACGACCGGCAUCAACGAGUAUUGCUUCUCAAUCCAAAAGGUGACACUCAGGAUUGUCGAUGUGGGCGGGCAGAAAUCCGAGCGCCGGAAGUGGAUCCACUGUUUCGAAAACGUGAUCGCCUUGAUCUACCUGGCGUCCCUCAGCGAAUACGACCAGUCACUUGAGGAAAACAACAGUGAAAACCGGAUGCGGGAGAGCCUGGAUCUCUUCAGGACCAUUCUGGAACUGCCCUGGUUCUUGAACACCUCCACCAUCCUCUUCCUCAACAAAACGGACAUCUUAGAAGAGAAGAUCAUGACGUCCGAUCUGGCGACAUAUUUCCCAAGCUUUCCAGGACCAAAACAGGACGCACAAUCAGCGAAGGAGUUCAUUCUUGACAUGUACAUGGAUGCCUUCGAGCAGGUCAGGAACUCCAGCCUGGGGUCUUCCCAGGAGGCGGGCAGGACCCGAUUCCUUUACCACCACUACACCUGUGCCACAGACACGCAGAACAUUGGCACAGUUUUUGCUGAUGUCAAGGAUGCUGUCCUGGCCAGCUACCUGGACGAAUUCAACCUGGUUUAAGAAACAAAAGACUUGAGCUCCCAAGGAUCAAGCCAUGCAUUGAGGGAAACACAGAUUUCCUUUUAUGGGUAUUCUUUCAUUUUUCCCUCCAGGCACGCCAUUCUUUCAGUGCUCCAUGCCGAAGGAAACCCAGCUUGCAAAUUGCCGCUUAAGGGAACUCUGGCUCUCUCUCCCUUUUUUAAAAUUUUUUUUGAUGACUCAGAUGUAAGAAUCAGCUCAGGGUUAGAAAUACUCGUCAGCUCCACAAUCCGGCACUCUUGUACAGAACUUCAAAGGCUUGCCAUCUUUCGUCCAAUGGUGUUUUCCCAGAAUGCAACAGUCUGAUGGGCGGAGGGACCACUUGCUGAGUGGCGUAGUGGGCUAAACCGCAGAAGCCUCUGUGCUGCAGGGUCAGAAGU